GCUCCAGCCUACACACUAGCUGUGUUCAAUGAGAAUAGGUGCAGCCUGUGAAUUGCAGAUGAUCCCUAAGUCACUAGACUUCCUGGAGGGAGGGGCAUUGACACGCUUCCCCCAGCAGCAGCAGCUUCAUUCACAGUUUUGUGCUGGCAAGGCUGACCUGGUGUUGUAACAUCUCCCUACCUUGGUAUAUAAUAAUUCAGGUCCAGCACUGGCUAGUAAACCCUUCAGGUAUCAUAAGUAACUGUAUACUGCUGAAGAAACCAGUUAAAAGGGAUUCAAACUUGUAGAGUAUUUAUUAUAUAUUGUACACAUCUACACAAUAUUUUGAAGCUGCUACAAAAAUGUCCAUGUCUUCCUACUGUACGGAGGCAGAGGUCUUCUCCUGCAGUGAGCUGCUAGACUACUGUGACUUGAGAUUUCCUGAUGAAGACUUGAAUGGGUCUGCUGACCCCACACCGCAGAGCACCUUGAAAGCAGGGUUGGAUGGCGGUACGCGGAAGAGGUACCCAUUUGCAAAAAAGAAGGCAUUUGCUCUUUUCGUUAAAGAACUGCAGUCAUCCAGUGAUGCACUUCACACUGGACAAGAAGAUGUGAUUCGGUGGAGAUGUUGCGGACAAGAGCUUACAGACCUUAGGACUGUUCACAGACACGUGGCUGCACUUCAUGCAAAUGAAAUUUGGAAAAGGACACAAAGUAUUUUACAAGAACUUGCCAUAGCUGCUGCAACCACUGUACCAUGCACUGACCUUGAUGAUGACACCGGUGCCUCAGCCAAAAUGUCUUGGAAUCACUGUCCAGUUUCUGACUGGUUACCUGAUUUAAGUCGCUACAAGAAAGAAGAGCUAACAAGUGAUCCGGGUGAAGUUCUUUUAUAUUACUGCUACUGUGAUGUGAUUGACCCGCAGUGGAUCUGUGACUGGCAACGAAGUUUGUGCCAACUGUUGCAUCUUACAGGAAAAAUUCGUAUAGCUACAGAAGGAAUAAAUGGUACAGUAGGGGGAAGCAAAGUCUCCACCAAAAUUUACAUCAACACUAUGCUGUCGCACCCUCUGUUUAAGCACAGCAUGUGCCUGGAAGAUUUCAAGACAAGUGAAGGGGGUGCACAUUGUUUUCCCGACCUUCGUGUUGGAGUUUUCCAAGAAAUAGUGCCAAUGGGCGUUGAUCCACAUAAAGUCUGCUAUAAAGAAACAGCUAUACAUCUCUCUCCGGAGGAGUUUCAUAAAAAAGUGGAACAAUAUUUGUCUGCAUCUCUUUAUGAACACAAGGACACAAUUUUGCUGGAUUGCCGGAAUUUUUAUGAAAGCAAAAUUGGGCAGUUCCAGAAUUGCCUGGCUCCAGACAUCAGGAAAUUUAGCUACUUUCCUGACUAUGUUGAUCAAAAUCUGGACUUAUUUAAGGAUAAGACUGUGUUAAUGUACUGUACAGGAGGAAUUCGCUGUGAACGUGGUUCUGCUUACCUCAGAUCAAAGGCUGUUUGUAAAGAAGUCUACCAGCUGAAGGGGGGCAUCCAUAAAUAUCUGGAACAGUUCCCAGAUGGCUUUUUCAGGGGAAAGCUGUUUGUUUUUGAUGGGCGAUAUACCAUUUCUUCUAACAAUGACAUCAUAUCAAGUUGCCAUUACUGUGGUACAGCCUGGGACAAAUACAGGUUAUGCUCUACUUAUCACUGCUGCCAGCUGGUGCUGACCUGCACAAAAUGCCAGGGGCAAGGGCUAACUGCCUGCUGUCGUACAUGCCAGGCAAAAGAGUUUAGCAAUCAGUGUGACAGAGACCAGCAACAUUUCAAAGAAGAAUGUGAAUGUACACAAAAAAGGCCUAAGAUUCCAAAAGAAACUCUUUAAACUGAACUGCCUUUUAUCAAUAUGUCUAAUCCAGGGGUUUUUAAUAUAAAAUAAUACUUUAGUAAUGGAAUUGAACAACCUUUUAUAUGCAGCUUUAUGAUCAUAUUGCUGAUACCAUUCUUAAACAUAUAUGAUCAAGAGGAGAUGUAAUUCUGUAUUCUACAUGAAGACCCAGUUCUGCAUUUGGAAGAAUAAACACAAGUGCUUUUACAAGAGUGCAGAUUUUGCACAGUUUUAUGAGUAUUUUACUUAGGUGAAUGGAAUUAUAUUUAAUACAGAUGAAUUUUAGUAAGCCAUAAAUUGAUGAGUAGGUGUUUUGUAGAUUAUUAGAAGGCUUUAUUUUAAACCUAUUUUGCCUUUACAUUACUUUUAUACAGUUUACUUUCUAUGCUAAAAAAAACAGCAUCAGCCAUUCUUACUCUGAGUUAUAUACUGUAUGUGUGAUCAAGUCUUAUUGGUUCCAAUUAGUAAAAAAGUUACCUCUGUUCUUGAA
Messenger RNA from Rana temporaria (common frog), 2331 nucleotides. It is a transcript of the gene TSTD2, whose product is annotated as thiosulfate sulfurtransferase like domain containing 2. The record is from RefSeq and is a predicted model, not a curated record. Bases 342 to 1838 code for a protein of 498 amino acids. The transcript has 10 exons. NCBI's taxonomy places the organism in Eukaryota, Metazoa, Chordata, Amphibia, Anura, Ranidae.